AAUCAAAAUCCAAUCUCAACUUCAAAUCCAAAACCAAACCCAACAAAUCAAAACCCCCAAAAAAAUCUUCUCAAAUUCACAAAAAUGUCAAACCCCAACACAAGCAACUCACUCCAUUACCAAAACUCUGGCUCUCUAUGAAAAAUCUCCAUCACAUCUCUUGUUGUAAACAGGUUGAAUCAGUGAUUGACCCAUCGUGUGAACUGUGAAGGUCACGUUGGGAGCUUGCCACUCUUUUGAUUCACGAUCUCAUCCAAACAGAUGAGAGAAAGAGGAGAGUUUUGGAAUAGAAUAAAAAAUAGAACCACGUUAUAAGCCGUUUGGGUUUAAGGACUGAAGUGGUCAGUUUUUAAAUCUUUUGGACUUGAUUGGUAUUAUGUCAAACCUCAGGGUAUGUUUGUGAAAUUUACCCAAAUAUUUAAAGUAGCAUUUCAGGAUUUCUCGAACUUUGCUUUGGGUGUUUGUUUCUCAUGGAGUGGUUACGUUUGUUGUUGUUGAUGUUAUCAAUAUACACGUGUCAUGUACUACAAUUCAAAUGGGUUUCGGUGUCUGUGUCGGCGUCGAAGCUAACUGAGUUGACUCGUGAGUUGUUGGAGUCGGCGAGGGAGGCCGAGUUCUCGGAUUGGUUGAGAAGGGUUCGGAGGAGAAUCCACCAAAACCCAGAGUUGGCUUUUGAGGAGUUCGAAACGAGUCAACUCAUUAGAUCGGAGCUGGACUCGCUUGGGAUUGAGUACACGUGGCCUCUUGCCAAGACUGGCCUUGUUGCUUCUGUUGGGUCCAACUCCCAGCUUCAACCUUGGUUCGCUCUACGGGCAGACAUGGAUGCCCUCCCUAUUCAGGAAUUGGUAGAAUGGGAGUACAAGAGCAAGAACCCUGGCAAAAUGCAUGCUUGUGGCCAUGAUGUUCAUGUAACAAUGCUGCUCGGAGCUGCUAAGUUACUUAAGCAAAGAAGCAGUGAAUUGCAGGGCACCAUUAAGCUUGUUUUUCAACCUGGAGAAGAGGGUCAUGCUGGGGCCUUUUAUAUGUUAAAAGAGGGAGCACUUGAUAAGGUUAACGCCAUUUUUGGAUUACAUGUUUUACCAGAAAUGCCCACUGGUACCAUUGGUUCGAGACCUGGUCCAAUGCUUGCUGGCUCUGGCAGGUUUGUAGCCAUAAUUCGAGGGAAGGGUGGGCAUGCUGCAAAUCCCCAUGUAACUAGAGAUCCUGUUCUUACAGCAUCAUUGGCUAUCAUUUCACUCCAACAGAUUAUUUCCCGAGAAACAGAUCCUCUAGAGGCCAUGGUGAUCUCUGUUGGGUUCAUUGAGGGUGGCCAAGCAGGGAAUGUAAUCCCAGAGACGGUGAGAUUUGGAGGCACAUUCCGGAGCAUGAGUACAGAAGGUCUAUCCUACCUUAUGCAAAGAAUUAAAGAGGUCAUUGAGACGCAAGCAGCAGUGCAACAAUGCAAUGCUACAAUAGACUUCUUGGAGGAUAAAUUGAAGCCUUAUCCUGCAACUGUUAAUGAUCAAGCAAUGUACAAACAUGCAAAAAGGGUUGGAGAAAGCUUGCUUGGGGAACCCAAUGUCCAACUUAUUCCAAUGACUAUGGGAGCAGAAGACUUCAGCUUCUACUCACAGAAGAUUCCAGCUGCAUUUUUCAUGAUUGGGGUGAAUAAUGAAACGCUGAAAUCAAAUAAAAAUUUGCACUCACCCUACUUAGUUAUUGAUGAGGAGGUUCUUCCCAUUGGAGCAGCUCUCCAUGCUGCUGUGGCCAUUUCUUACUUGGAUGGCCAUCUUGUUGAGACCAGUUAGAGACUUGGGCAUGUUGGACCAGCAACAAUGGAAAACCAUAGAGCAAAAUAAUGUGUUAUUCAAAUUUUAUCUGAUUCACCAAAGAGACAAGAAAGAUCACGAAUAUACAAUGUAAUAAACCCUGAAAUUCUGUCCACUUACAGUUGUACUUGUUCAUGGCUUGUACAGAAAGAAAAUCUCAAUUCUCAACAGACUUGUUUGGGAAAUUGCCUUCUGAGUAAUGAUAUUGUUCUGAUAUGUC
Messenger RNA from Quercus lobata, 2028 nucleotides. RefSeq names its product IAA-amino acid hydrolase ILR1-like 3. NCBI's taxonomy places the organism in Eukaryota, Viridiplantae, Streptophyta, Magnoliopsida, Fagales, Fagaceae. Gene Ontology annotation, molecular function: IAA-Ala conjugate hydrolase activity. The transcript has 5 exons. The record is from RefSeq and is a predicted model, not a curated record. Gene Ontology annotation, cellular component: endoplasmic reticulum. Bases 471 to 1787 code for a protein of 438 amino acids. Gene Ontology annotation, biological process: auxin metabolic process.